Naegleria gruberi is the source of this 9430-nucleotide messenger RNA. RefSeq lists its product as uncharacterized. Bases 1 to 9396 code for a protein of 3131 amino acids. Gene Ontology annotation, molecular function: catalytic activity; carbohydrate binding. NCBI's taxonomy places the organism in Eukaryota, Heterolobosea, Eutetramitea, Acrasida, Naegleriidae. The record is from RefSeq and is a predicted model, not a curated record. Gene Ontology annotation, biological process: carbohydrate metabolic process. The transcript has a single exon.
AUGCAACCAAUAGAAAAUAUGUUCUCUGGUCUCCUAGAUUCGAGUAACAAACAAAACGAGGACUCCUCCAAUGAAGUCACUUCAGUGGACAGUCCCUCAAAAUCUAAAAAAGUGUCUGGUAUUAGACGUGCUGCUUCAAUUCAAGUCGGAUUGAGUGAUUUCGAAUUGAGUGGUACUAAUGUGCCUAAUCCAGAAUCUAUUUCUUUAACACAUUUGAGUAAAUAUGCUAUCACUCUGGCUGGUAUGCACGAAGUAGUAGAAGAAAAGAAGGAAUUUGUCAAGCUUAUCAAGAGAUUAGACGAAACAGCCAGUAUUAUUACUCAAGCACACGAUAUUAUUUAUGAGGCAAUUAUGCAAAAUCGUCGUAUUACUAGUAGUGAUGAAUGGUUGGUCGAUAAUUUUUGGAUGAUCAAGGAACAAAUCCACAUGACAAAAAAACACUUGCCACUAGGAUAUGAAAAGGAAAUGCCAAAGUUGAAUAAUACAAAAUGUGCAGGUUAUCCACGUAUUUAUGGUAUUAUUUGGGAAUUGAUUAACUUGGUAAAUGGUCAAGUAACAGAAGAGAAUAUUUUCCAAUUUGUCAAAUCUUAUCAAUCUGUCAAACCAUUGACAAUUGGUGAAUGUUGGGGUAUUGGUGUUAUGCUUCGUUUAGGUCUUUUAGAAAAUAUUAGACGUGUUGCUGAUGGUAUUAUUAGCAGAAGACAAGAUUGUAACCUGGCUGAUGCUUGGGCAGAUCGUUUAUUAACUAGUGCUGAAAAGAGUAGUCGUGAUGUUGUUCAAAUUCUGUAUCAAUUAUCACAAAGUGAACCUAUUAUUACAAAUGCUUUCGUCUUACAAAUUAGUCAACGUUUACAAGGUUCUGAUCCUGUUCUUUCAAUUGUAAAUACAUGGUUAGAACAACAAUUGAGUAUUAAGGGUAUUGAUAUCGAUCAAAUUUUCAGAAUGCAAAAGCAAGCUAACUCUUCUAAUCAAGUUACAAUGUCAUAUUCUAUUAACUCUUUGAGAUUAAUUAACAAUUUUAAUUGGAAAGAGUUUGUUGAAAAAUUGAGUCAUAUGGAUGUUAUUCUUCGUAAGGAUCCUUCUGGUAUUUAUUCAUAUCAAAAUUUCCAUACCAGAGAUAGAUGUAGACACGCUAUUGAAAGAAUUGCAAAGAGAUUCAAGAUUGAUGAAAAGCAAGUUGCCAACAAGGCACUUUCCCUAGCAAAGGAAAAUCAUGAAGUUUUACAGUCAUGUGUUUUAGGAUCACCAAGAAGAACAAGGUCUGGUAGUGAUGCUGAACCUCCAAGCUCUCCUGGAUCCUCUCCUACUGCUCUCUCACCUCGUAGUGCUAGUAAUGUUAUUAGGAAUAUGAAUCCAGAUCAAAUGUAUGACAUGAAACUUAUUCGUAGAAAAGCUUGUAUUACCUAUUGGUUGCUUGAAGAUGAAGGUAUUAAGGAAUUGCAUAGAGCUUUAGGUUUUAGAAUGAGUCGUUUACCAUUUUCAUUUGAUUUAAGAUUCCCAAGCUUUAUUACUUCAAUUAUUUUCUGGACUUGCUUAUUUGCUAUUGCUUACAUUUUCAUGACAAAACAUUCUUACCAAACACAAUUUGAUAGAUAUCUUCCAUUUAGUGGAGUGGAAAGUUUGAAAUUAUAUUUUGUUUAUGAAAAGUAUCUUGCCUUGGUUUUAUUGUAUAUAUCAGUUUUAUUUGUAGGAAGUCAACUUGCUGUUAGUUUGACUAACAUGACUUUUGUUAGACUCAAAUAUCCAGCAUCGUUGCCAUCUAUGGAUUUCAGUACAACAGGUAUUCCUGAUGAACACAGAUCUAUUGUUGUAGUACCAACAAUGAUAACAAGUUCAGAUGGUAUUAAUGAAUUAUUGUCAGAUUUACAAGGUAGAUAUCUUAUUAACAGGGACAAGAAUAUUGUGUUUGGUUUAAUUACUGAUUUUGGAGAUUCAAAGACUGAAACUACUGAAAAAGAUGAUGCUCUCGUCAAGCAAGUUGUUGAUGGUAUCAAUGAAUUGAACAAAAUGUACACAAGAACUCCUGAAGAACAAAGAUACUCCAAGACAACUUUCUUCCUCUUCCACAGAAAGAGAUUGUACAAUCCAGUUGAAAAAGUUUUCAUGGGUUGGGAACGUAAGAGAGGUAAAUUGGCUGAAUUCAAUACAUUUAUUUUACAUGGUGAAAAGGGAAGUUUCAGUCAUAUUAUUGGUGAUACUACCAAUUUGAAUACUGUCAAACACGUCAUUACAUUGGAUACUGAUACCAUGUUACCUUCAGAUGCUGCUCGUGGUUUGGUUGAAAUUGCUGCUCACGUUUUGAACGAACCUGUUAUUGAUAAUCAAACUAAACGUGUUACUCAUGGUUAUGGUUUGCUUCAACCUCGUGUUAGUAAUGGUUUUACUGGUUCUACUAAGUCACUCUAUGCUUAUAUGCACAGUAUGGAUUCUGGUUUGGAUCCUUAUACUAGAGAAGUUAGUGAUGUUUAUCAAGAUACUUUUGGUGAAGGUUCAUUCAUUGGAAAGGGUUUGUACAAUGUUGAAACUUUUGAAACUGUUUGUGGCGAAAAGUUCCCAGAAAAUAGAAUUCUCAGUCACGAUUUGAUUGAAGGUUGUUUUGUCAGAUCUGGAUUGACUUCUGGUAUUGAAGUUAUUGAAGAUUAUCCAUCAAGUUAUGGUGUUGAAGCCUCUAGAAGACAUCGUUGGAUUAGAGGUGACUGGCAAAUUGCUAGUUAUGCUUUCAGUCCUUUCAUCUUGACUGCCAAGGGUUAUGAAAAGAAUACCUUGUCUGCAUUGCAUAGAUGGAAGAUUUUCGACAAUUUGAGAAGAUCUCUCGUUCCAGCUGCUAUGACUUAUUUGAUUAUGAGUACUGCUUUGUUCACUUCCUAUCACUCCAAGUUGCCAUUCGUUGCUGUUCUCGCUGUUCUUUCAAUUUAUCUCAUUCCAACAACAAUCAAUACUAUUAUUGAUGUUGUCAAGAAACCUGAAGAUGCUACUUGGCAAGAGCACUUUAAGAGAAUCCGUUUCAAUCUCUUACGUACUUUUGUUGAUAUUUAUGUUGAAUUGGUAUUCACUCCUUUCGAAGCUUACAACAAUAUUGAUGCUAUUAUUCGUUGUUUAUUCAGAUUGUAUGUUAGUGGUAAAGGUCUUUUGGAAUGGACAACCUUCCAAUCUGCUAGUAGUAUUUACAAGACUAAUUUGUUCUUGGCCAUGUCUAGAUUGUUGUGGUUCCCAGUCUUGUUGACUACCUCUAUUAUUGCUUACAUUGUCAUUCAACAUAAUACUGCUGUUGCUUAUAAUGAAUGGCAAACGUAUGGUUUCACUAGAAGACCAUUCAUGUUGGCCAGUAAUCUUAUUACCAUUAUUCUCAUGUUUGCCAGUUGGAUUCUUUCACCAUUCAUUGCCUACUACUUGAGUAAGCCAUUGAAGAAGAAUCUCUUUGAGAGAGAAAAUUUCAAUGACCUCACCAAGGAUGACAAGGUCUUCUUGCAUGUCUUGUCUCGUAGAACUUGGAGAUUCUUUGAAACAUUUGUCAGAAAGGAAGAUAACUAUCUCCCACUCGAUAACUACCAAGAUUUCCCAAAGCCAAUGCUUGCUCGUAGAACCAGUCCAACUAAUAUUGGUCUUGCUUUGCUUGCCAAUUUGGGUGGUCACGACUUUGGUUAUAUUACUAAUAAUGAAUGUGUCACUCGUAUUCACAAUACUUUGUCUACACUUUCCAACAUGGAUCGUUAUAAGGGACAUUUCUACAAUUGGUAUGAUACUCAAGAUUUAAGACCAUUGUGGCCUAAAUACAUCAGUGCUGUUGACAGUGGUAACUUGGUUGGUCACUUACUCAUUUUGAAGGCAGGUUUGGUUGAAUUGAGCGACAACGUUCCAAUUAUUAAUACUGAUACUUAUGUUUCUGGUUUGAGAGACAACUUGUACAGUAUGCAAUUCAUCCUCAAAGAAGUUGAAAAGACAACCGAUACUGACGAAGAAGAACUCGUUUACUUUGACAUUAAUGAAAUCAAGCCAAUGAUUGAAGACUUGCACACCAAGUUGGAUAACAAACCAACUAAGAUUUCCAAAUUGAUUCGUUGGUACACUGAAAUUAAGGCCAGUUCCAAGAAAUUGGAAGAAAGCUUGAAUGAAUCCCUCAACAAGCUUAUUGAAGCCAGUAAGGAUGACAGUCAAGCAGAUAUUGAAUGGCUCGCUGAAGACAUUGAAGAAAGGUGUGAAAAGCAACUCUUAUUCUAUUCUCAAUCAUUCGUUCAUCUAGUCUCUGAAAUUGCUCAAGAAUUGAAUGAAUUGGUUCCAUUCUCCAAGCAUUGGGAUUUGCCUGAGGAAUUAGUUUCACCUCCAAGCUCAUUGGCUGGACUUUUAGAAAAUGAAGCUAUCACUCAAUUCACUCAACAAUUCAACAAGAUGAAUAUUGAACAAUUGACUCUCAGAGGUAUUCUUGGUGUCAAGGAACAAUUAGGUAUUUCAAAGGUUAGUAAGGUAUUGGGAAGCCUUAAAGUUACUGGUUCAACCUCUAAUUUAUCAUCUGGACCAAAGGGAGUUGAAGCUUUGAAACGUUGGGUUACAGAAUUGGAAGAAUCCAUUGUCAAUGCUGAAAGUGAAGCCAAGAAGCGUUGUAACAAGUUGAAACGUCUCAUCAAUACUACUGAUGAUUUGAUCAAGCAAGACUUUAGCUUCUUGUAUAAUCCAUCUCGUGAUUUGCUUGUCAUUGGUUACAAUGUUGAAUCUGACAGAAUUGAUCAAGCUCACUACGACAUGUUCUGUUCUGAAGCUCGUCUUAUCAGUUACGUUGGUAUUGCUUUGGGCUAUUUCCCAGUUAAACAUUGGUUCUCCAUGAGUCGUCUUAUUACCACUCAAGGUACUCACCCAGCAUUAUUGUCAUGGUCUGGUUCUGCCUUUGAAUAUUUGUUGCCACUCAACGUUAUGCCAAAUAUUCCAGGUACUCUCCUCGAUUCUACCUACCAUGCUGUCGUCUUACGUCAAAUUGAAUAUGGUAAACAAAAGAAUAUUCCUUGGGGUAUGAGUGAAAGUGCUUACAAUUUGAUGGAUGCUAAUCUUGUUUAUCAAUAUGGUCCAUUUGGUGUUCCAGGUUUGGGUUUGAAGAGAGGUUUGUCUAAUGACUUGGUUGUUGCACCAUAUGCUACUGUUAUGAGUUUGAUGGUUCUUCCAAAACAAGCCACCAAGAACUUGAGACGUUUGAACGAAAUGAAUUUCUUGGGUUGUUAUGGUAUGAUUGAAUCUGUUGACUUUACUCCUCACAGAUUGAGAGGUAAUAUUGAUGCUCAACCAAUCAAAUCUUUCUUUGCUCACCACCAAGGUAUGUCAUUCCUCAGUUUGUUGUACUGUUUGAAGGCACAACCAAUGCAAAGAAGAUUUAUGGCUGUUCCAGAAUUUGCUGCCAACGUUUUGUUGCUUCAAGAAAAGAUUCCAACAGUUCCACACAUUUCCAAUCCAAAUGAAAAGGAAACAGAACGUUGGAAGAAUGUUGGCUACAAUCUCCCUUGUGCUAACAGACAAUUCCAAGGUUUACACACCUAUCCAGAAGUUCACAUGCUCAGUAAUCACGCCUUGCACGUAAUGUUAACUGUUAACGGUGGUGGUUACAUUAAAUAUGAAGAUAUGAGUGUUACCAGAUGGAGAGAAGAUGCCACUCUUGAUGGUUAUGGUGUUUUGAUUUAUUUCAGAGAUAUGCAAGAUAAGACUGAUGUCUGGUCUGCUACAUCCACACCAAUCAAGGCCUCUAAUGAUAGUAAUUAUUCAGUCACUUUCAGUCAAGCUCGUGCUGAAUUUAGAAGAAAACACAAGGGAAUGACCACAGAAACAAUUGUUACAGUUUCUCCAUUGGAUAAUGUUGAAGUUAGACGUGUUAAAUUUACCAAUAAUACUAACAAGACAAAGGAAAUUGAAUUUACCAGUUAUGGUGAAGUUGUUUUGAAUCAAGGACGUGCUGAUGCUGCUCACAGAGCCUUCUCUAACUUGUUUGUCGGUACUGAAAUUCUUCAUCAACAAAAUGCCAUCCUCUUCUACAGAAAGCAAAGAGAUCCAAAAGACAAGAAGGUCUUUGGUUUCCACAUUUUAUUCGUUCACGAACCAAAGAAUAUUAUUGCCGAAUCAACCUUUGAAACUGAUAGAAGUAGUUUCUUAGGUAGAGGUUAUACCAUGCAAAGACCAAAGGCUCUCUCUGACGACCUUGGUCCACUCUCAAAUACUUCUGGUUUCCCUCUUGAUCCAAUCUUUGCUAUUCGUCAAUGUUUGAGAAUCAAGCCAGGUAGAACUGUUCACAUUGAUUAUAUUACUGGUGUUGCUUUCUCCAAGGAAGACGCUAUCAGUGUUAUUAAGAAGUAUCAAAGCAAGAAGACAACUAACCACGUUGUUAACUUUGCUUGGGUUGCCUCUGAAAAGCUUUGCUUCCGUUUGGGUAUUACUGAAAUUGAAGCUCAAUUGUUCUCAAAGUUGGCUGGUUGUAUCCUCUAUUCUAAUCCACGUUAUCGUGCUCCACCUGGUCUUAUUACCAAGAAUAAGAAUAAUCAAUCUGGUUUGUGGAAGUUUGGUAUUUCUGGUGAUAUUCCACUCAUUUUGGUUCGUGUUUGCGAUCUUGAACAAUCAUUCUUUAUGCAACAAGUUCUCCAAGCUCACGCUUAUUGUAGAUGCAAGGGUGUUAAAUUUGAUUUGGUUAUUUGGAACGAUGAAACAACUCACUAUCGUGACUUGCUCAAUCAAACUCUCCAUCAUAUCAUGUCCCACAUUCCAGGUUCAACUGAUUUAUUGCAUCAACCUGGUGGUAUUCACCCUGUUAGAGGUGACAGUUUGACCUCAUUUGAAACUGUCUUGUUGUACUCUGUUGCUCGUGUCGUUUUAUCUGACAAUGGUGGUAGCUUAACAGAUCAAAUUAACAGAACUUCCAAGAAGGGAUACGUUGUUCCUCCAUUCCGUGUUAUUACUCAACCUCGUGUCAUUAAGGAUACAAUGAAUACAGUUCCAAAGUUGCAUGAAAGAGACCUCAUUUUGAGAAACGAUGUUGGUGGUUUCGAUGCUAAGCGUAAGGAAUAUGUCAUGAUGUUGGGCAAGAAUCAUGUUACUCCAAAGCCAUGGUGUAACGUUUUGGCUAACGAUAGAUUUGGUUCAGUCAUCUCUGAAAAGGGUAGUGCUUACUCAUUCUUCACUAAUGCUCACGAAUACAGAUUGACUCCAUUUAACAAUGAUGCUGUCCUCGAUAACUCUGGUGAAGCAUUCUAUAUUAGAGAUGAAAGCACUGGUCAAUACUGGUCACCAAUGCCUCAACCUGUACCAAUUGAUAGAGAUGAUUACUAUUACAUUUGUAGACAUGGUAUUGGUUACAGUACUUGGGAACAUUUCCAUGAUGGUAUUCAUACUGAAACUACCACAUUUGUUCCACAAAAUGAACCUGUCAAGAUUAUCUUGAUCCGUGUAACUAACAAUAGUGGUUUUGAUAGAAACUUGACUGUUACUGGUUUUGUUGAAUGGGUUUUGGGUGAAUUGAGAGAAUUGAAUGCUCCACACAUUAUUACUGAUGUUGAAAGAACUGACAAUAGUACAGCUGUUAUUGCUAGAAAUAACUUCCAUAUUCAAUUGUCUCACUUUGUUGGUUUUAUGUCCGUUAUUGGUCACAAGGAAGGUACAAUUACUGGUGAUAGAAAUGAAUUUAUUGGAAGUAAUGGUACUCUUGAUAGACCUCAAGCUAUGAAACAACAAUACCUCUCAGGAAAUGUUGGUGCUGCUUUCGAUCCAUGUGCUGCUAUUCAAGUUCCAAUCACUGUCGAAGAUGGUAAAGUUGUUGAAGUUGCAUUCAUGAUUGGUGCCAACUAUUCUAGAGAUGGUGCUAAGGAUGUCAUUUCUCGUAUUCGUAGUAACCUCAUUGUUAGACAAUUAUUGAACAGUGUUAAGGCCUUCUGGCACUAUAAUCUCAACACUAUUCAAGUUGAAACUCCAAGCCCUGAUUUGGAUGUUUUGGCCAACGGUUGGUUGUUGUACCAAGUUUUGUCUUCUCGUAUUUGGGGUAGAUCUGGUUUCUAUCAAUCCAGUGGUGCUUUUGGUUUCAGAGAUCAAUUGCAAGAUACUAUGGCUGUUGCCUCUGUAAUGCCUCAAAUUUUGAGACAACAAAUUCUCACCAAUUGUGAACAUCAAUUUGAAAAAGGUGACGUAUGCCAUUGGUGGCACGACAUUACUAACAGUGGUGUCAGAACUACAUUCAGUGACGACUACUUGUGGCUUCCACUCGCUGUUGCUCACUAUUUGGAAAUUACUGAAGAUUACAAAUUACUCCACGAAAGAAUUAGAUUCUGUAAGCUCAGAGAAAUUGAACCAGGUGAAGAAUCAGUCUAUGACAAGCUUGAAUACACUGAAGAAACUGAAAGUAUCUAUGAACAUUGUAAGCGUGCAUUGAAGUAUGGUUUCAAAUAUGGUGCUCAUGGACUUCCUCUUAUGGGAUGUGGUGACUGGAACGAUGGUAUGAAUCUCGUUGGUAUUCAUGGUAAAGGUGAAAGUGUUUGGUUGGCAUUCUUCUUGUUCCACGUUUUGGAGAACUUUGAAAAGAAUAUCUUGGAAACUGAAAUUAAGGAUGAUGAAUUCUUAGAAGAAUGUAGAAAGAAUCGUGAAUACAUCAAGGCCAACAUUGAAGGACAAGCUUGGGAUGGAGAAUGGUAUCGUAGAGCCUACUUUGAUAGUGGUGAGCCUCUUGGUUCUAAGGAAAAUUCUGAAUGCCAAAUUGACAGUUUGCCACAAUCAUGGGCUAUUAUCAGUGGUUGUGUUGAUAAGAAGAGAGCUAAAAUGGCCCUUACAAAUGCCUAUCAAAGGUUGGUCAGACAUGACUUGAAGCUUAUUCAAUUGUUCGAUCCACCACUCCAACAUCAAGAACCAUCUGCUGGUUACAUUCAAGGUUAUGCUCCUGGUGUCAGAGAAAAUGGUGGUCAAUAUACCCAUGCUUCUAUUUGGUUUGCUUGGGCUUAUUCCAUUCUCAAGGAUAACAAGAAGGUUUGGGACUUGUUCGACAUUUUGAAUCCAAUCAACCAUGCCAAGACUAAGGAAGAUGUUUGGAAAUACAAGGUUGAACCAUACGUUGUCACUGCUGAUAUUUACACAUUGAUGGAUCACGAAGGUGAAGGUGGUUGGAGUUGGUUCACUGGUUCUGGUGGUUGGUUCUAUAGAUUAAUCUUGGAAAGACUCAUUGGUAUCAAGAAGCAAGGUAACUCUCUCAAAUUCGAUCCAUGUCCAAAGGAAGAUUGGAAGAAGUAUAACAUUAAUUAUCAACAUGGCAAGACUGCUUACCAAAUUCAAGUUACAAGAUCUGAAGAAAAUGUCAUGAUUGUUGAUGGUGUUAAGAGAGCUGAUCCAACUCGUAUUCCACUUGUUGAUGACGGAAAGACUCACAAGGUUGAAAUUUAUUACAAGUAUUAAUUAAUAAAGUUAAAAUAAAUUAAUUUUAAAUCUC